Molecule: messenger RNA, 1581 nt
Organism: Exophiala bonariae
Lineage: Eukaryota; Fungi; Ascomycota; Eurotiomycetes; Chaetothyriales; Herpotrichiellaceae
Exons: 1
Coding region: 1-1581 (526 amino acids)
Cellular component (GO): nucleus; Rpd3L-Expanded complex
Molecular function (GO): histone deacetylase activity
Source: RefSeq, a predicted model, not a curated record
AUGGCUUUCCCGCCCAUAGUCCAAGAAUACGACUCAAAUCAGCCGUCUUCAACCUUCAGUGUCCAAGCAGAAAUUCAACGGGAAGCCGAUAGCCAUGGCAUCACUCGACCAAAGGGCUAUACAGUAUCAUGGCACUACAACCCGGAAGUCGAAAAUCACCAUUUCGGUCAGACUCAUCCGAUGAAGCCAUGGCGCCUUACCUUGACCAAAUCCCUUGUUCUAUCAUACGGUAUGCACACAGCAAUGGAUGCUUAUUUAUCGCGGCCGGCCACAAAAGACGAAAUCAAGGAGUUUCACAAGGAUGACUAUGUUGACUUCCUCAAUGUCGCAACGCCUCAAAACAUCUACGAAAUGUACCCAGAACUCGCCACUGGUCCUCAAGGCUAUUCUUCCGCCAUUUUCGGGGUGGGAGAUGAUUGUCCCAUUUUUGAUGGUCUCUACAAUUAUUGCUCCUUAUAUGCCGGUGCCUCUAUCGACGCAGCCCGCAAGUUGUGCAACAAGCAGUCCGACAUCGCAAUCAACUGGAGCGGUGGACUUCAUCACGCCAAGAAGGCUGAAGCCUCUGGCUUCUGUUACGUGAAUGACAUCGUACUCGCCAUCCUUGAACUACUUCGCUACCACCCACGUGUACUCUAUAUUGACAUCGAUGUGCACCAUGGUGAUGGUGUGGAACAAGCAUUCUGGUCCACUGAUCGCGUCAUGUGUGUUUCCUUCCAUAAAUAUGACAAAGAAGUUUUCUUUCCUGGCACCGGGCCUUUAGAAUCUAUCGGCCCCGUUCACCCCAACAACCCCGGCAAAAACUACACCAUCAAUAUUCCACUAAACGACGGCAUCGAUGAUGACAGCUAUGCCUACCUCUUCGCAAGUGUCAUCGAACCAACCAUUAACAUCUACAAACCUGAAGCCAUCGUGCUGCAGUGUGGGGCCGACAGUCUCGGUCACGAUCGACUAGGCUGCUUUAACCUCAACAUUCGCGGGCACGGCAAUUGCGUUAGUUUCGUGAAGAAAUUCAAUAUUCCCUUAUUAGUAGUCGGUGGAGGAGGCUACACACCACGGAAUGUUGCACGAGCAUGGGCGCACGAGACCAGCAUUUGCAUUGGUGCGGACAAAACGCUCAACCCGGCUCUUCCAGAGCACACACCAUACCGCGAUGCCUUCCGACGCGAAGGCCUUACCCUUUUCCCCAACCUCGGUGGCUGGCGGAAAGAAAAUAUGAACAGCCGCGCCGACAUCGAACGGAUCAUCAAACACGUCCGAGACCAGCUAGCAGAAAUCCGAGCCGCUCCCAGCGUGCAAAUGAAGCACAUCCCACCAGACCUUCAGGGGUGGCGCGACGAUGUAGAGCUAGAGUUACGGCAGAAAAGAGUCGACCGUGACGAGAAACAGGAAGAACGCGAUGGUGCUGGAGGACUCAUAGCCAAAGCCAGCCGGCGGAGAGAACUGGAACGUACGGGCCUGGGCACACUGCAGGGCAGUGUGGCGGGGAGUGUUGCUGGAGGAGGUGGUGGAGGAGCGGGAAGUGUGUCCGGCAACAACGGGACGGGGGGCGCAAAGUUUGGUGAUUUCCUCAGUGUGUCUUGA